AUGUCUUAUUACUCUUCCGAUCAUUCUUGUAACCAUUAUAUUACAAGAGGAAGGACACAAGUAUGCGUCUCAGAUGCAGCUUGGGCUUUCGUAGGUCCUCCAUACGGUUUCAUUCUUCUUUUCGUUGUUCCAUGGGUAAUUAGUAUAAUAUUUUGGCUCAUUGCAUAUUAUAAGAAUCGCAAAGUUCAUGUUCCAUUCUGGUAUUUAAUCGUUUCUUUGUUACAAAAUUUUGCGCUGGCACUUAUCGUUUUUGGAAUAAUGCAUGUAUUAAUAGAAGGAUCUGGCAUGUAUUUGGCCUGCCUAAUGUUCGGAUUUAUAAUAGUACUUGGAUCAAAUCUCAUAUCGUUAGUUCAGUCUAGUAAGAUUCCAAUUAAUGUAAAAAUUAGGGGCCUUUUAUUAAUUAGAAUGCUUUUAUUUAAAGCCUUCUGCAAAUGUUGCUGCGAAUUCUCUUUAAGACAAAUCCCAAAACAAUGCAUAAUGAAAGAAGAAAAAGUUUCCAAAAUUCGUGAAAGAAUUGCUGGAAACCCACCUAUUCUAGUGAUGCGUAUAAAGAGUGGCUUUGCAAAUACAAAACUCGGUUAUUGCCUUAAUGAGCCUCUUAUAUAUGGAUCCUGGGAGGGUAAUGAUGACAUUAAUCUAGACAUAGAUGAUGGAAUCACAAUUGUUAAAGUUAAAACAGAAUUAGAAGUUUCAGAAGAAGUACUUGGUUAUUUCAAUCUGGCAAAGCCCGAAUAUUUCAAGAAAUUGCGGGCCAUAAACAUUGCAAUAGCCAGGAUGAAUCCCAAACGUCAUAAAAAAGCAAUUUGGUUAGGCGAUCCAGAAGUUGAACUUGCAGCAGAGAUUUACAAGGUGCCAAAUCAUUUCUCAACCUGCUAUAAAAGCAAAUACGUCAAGUUCUUCAACUCUUGCUUUGGCAAAUUCCUCUACAGAGUUUUUAUGCUUUUCGGAUUUUCAAUUUUGUUUGAUGAUAUCUUCAUCAUGCUGGCCAAGUACCAGAAGAUCACCGUUAAAAGGAAAGUCGCCGCCGAUGGGUCCUUAAGAAUCCCAGCAUACAAAUCAAAUAAACAAUUUUCUCAGGAAGAGUACACUGCCGAUACAUUAAACUACGGUAUAACGGCAAACCAGAACCCAACCUACUUACUUGUAUACAAUGCUGAAAUUCAAAAGUAUCAAUACAAUAAUCAAUACACACUUGCAUCUUCACCUUAUGGCUCAGAUUUCCAGCCAGAGUACGGAAUUCCACCACAACAGGGAGCUUAUCCACCACAGCAGGAAUAUCCGGAUAAUUAUCAGAUGCCACCUCAACAGGGAGGAUAUCCACCACAACAAGGAGGAUACCAACAUCAAGGAAAUUACCCACCGCCUCAAGGAUACCAACCUCAACAGGGCGGAUAUCCACAACAACAACAAAAUUACGGAGCUCCUCCGCCACCACCACCUCCUAGUCAGGAACAACUAGAAACUAAGAAUGACAAUGAGCAAGUUUAA
Molecule: messenger RNA, 1488 nt
Organism: Trichomonas vaginalis G3
Lineage: Eukaryota; Parabasalia; Trichomonadida; Trichomonadidae
Exons: 1
Coding region: 1-1488 (495 amino acids)
Source: RefSeq, a predicted model, not a curated record